Branchiostoma belcheri (Belcher's lancelet) is the source of this 1693-nucleotide messenger RNA. RefSeq names its product RNA-binding protein 48-like. Gene Ontology annotation, cellular component: nucleoplasm. Gene Ontology annotation, molecular function: RNA binding. NCBI's taxonomy places the organism in Eukaryota, Metazoa, Chordata, Leptocardii, Amphioxiformes, Branchiostomatidae. Bases 27 to 1214 code for a protein of 395 amino acids. The transcript is spliced from 5 exons. The record is from RefSeq and is a predicted model, not a curated record.
UUCAAAUCUCCCGGUAGGUUUCCAAGAUGGCCGCGCCCAUGGACAAAGUUGCCGAACAUCACAAACAAAAACAAAUUUGUGCCUCAAGACCGGCUUACCGGCAGGGCAGAAGGGACAGGGCUGUAAAGGUGUACACAGUUAACCAGGAGUCUCGGUACCUGCUGGUGCAGGGUGUUCCUGCCAUCGGGGUGACCGAGGAUCUGGUGAGACGGUUCGCGCUGUACGGCGCCGUGCAGGAGUACCGCGUCCUACACGAGUACCCUGCUGAGGAGUUCACACAGGCCUACUGGAUCAAGUUCGACAGACUUCAGGCUGCAAGAGUGGCUAAGAGAAAACUUGACGAGUACUCUUUCUUUGGAGGAGUGCUCCAUGUGAGCUAUGCCCCGGAGUUUGAGACAGUAGACGACACCAGGGAGAAGUUGGGAGAAAGGAGAAUCCUGAUCGCCAACAAAACUAGAGGAAAAGAUCAACAUGGCAAGCAACAUUCUGCUUCAUCUCAUGAAGACAAAAAGAAAGUUCCAGCUUCUUCAUCUACAUCAACCUUGCAAAAUGAGCCAAGUCAAAGAACUAAUUAUCAAGAAGAAUUUCCACAGGUGCCUUCAGAAGUUGAAACAUUUCCUGCUCUUCCAGCACCCCCACAACAACAAUGGUACCAUCCUGCACAGCAACAGUCACAAUGGGACGUUCCAAAAGUUGCCUCCAAGCAGGGGGUUUUCCCCGUGGGUUACGACGCUCGCUUAACUGUUCCAACUCCCAACACAAACAAAUCAAGUCCUAGAAGUAAAACAUCUUCAGAUAAUCAGGAUGAAGAUUUAGGACCUCUGAUUGGUCCACAGCUUCCAUCCAAGCACCAAUCAGGUGACAGCAAGGAAGGCACAUCAGGACAAUCUGUUGUUAGACCAGAUCUUGUUCCCAGACAAGUCAUGGCAGGAAGAAAGAGGCCUGCUCCUCCUGGCUUCUUUGGGGAAGCCUUAGACGAAGAUAAAGACUCCAAAGAAGUAGAUGAAGACGUAGGGGAUGAACUGCAGAAGGCAUCUUGUCCAGAUACUGGCAGCUCUUCCAUCAACAAGACAGCCAACUUUGUCAGGCAGAAAAUGAGACAGAUUUCACAAACAGGAAGAAACAUGUCAUCAGGUAGCAGGUCCUCCAAGUCAGGCUCAUCAUCAUCAUCAUCACCCAGGUCAUCCAAGAAAACAACCAGGAGAAGAAUCUGACAGCUGUCAUUUCUCCUGGGUUUUUAUCAAAAUUAUAACAAAAAUCACCAAACGCACAAGAAGAAAAACAUGUAAAGCCUCAGCUAUCCAUGUUCUGCAAUUUCUUUGUUUUUAUUCCAUUGUGUAUAGUUGGAACAUUUAACUCUGCUACAUGAAGGACUGAUACAGAUUGUAAAGUUGUCUUUCUGGCAUUCUGGCUGGUACAUUUCAUAUUACAAUACCCGAAUCUGGAAGUCACAGCUACCAGCCAACCACCUACUGCAUAAGUCAAACCUGUCCAUAGUGACCACUCAAGAGACUAAAUGGUCACAAGAGACAUUAUUCUUAGACCUGAUUUACACAUAGGCAAAACCCAAAGUACAAAAACUGCAUAUUUACAUAAGUGUUAGAAAGAUGCAUAAGUAUAAUGUUUCCUGCAUGUAAAAUGGCCUGGUAUAACGUGUUAAAAACAUGCAUCAAAGCGGUACAGUUUUCAUACA